CUAACCUAUUGCCAGAGCAUGAUUAAAGAGUGGGAAAACCGCUUUCAGAGGUAUAAAAGUCAGAGAGAUGGGAAUCCAAAGGCUCAGGAAGGGAUCACAGUCGAGGGAGAGCAAAAUAAUAAAACGCCAUCGUGGAUCACCAGCAAUGGCCAUUCCUCUAUAGUUCAAGACUUCCCAUACCACAAAGAGGAUAUCUGUACUGUGUCACCUCUGGGGAUAUGGACGGCAUUCUACAAAUCAGACCCACGCAUCGCCCUUGGAAAAUACUCCCCAAUGGAACAAGACAUUCUACAACUCGGUGGCGUUCACACCAUAGCAGCAAGAAGAUUUUUGGCUGACAAAUACUACAAAGAGUGGAAGAUGCUGAGGGAACUCCAGGCGCAGUCUCCAGACUACAAAAUGGCCAUCGAGCUGGGAAGAUGCUCCUCUUCUACUUGUACUGAGUGUAGACUCCCGGAAAAGAUAUGGACAGCGAAGGUGUCUGUGCCUGUAGAGGAGUUCAAAACGCCCCGCCGAGAGAAGGUCGACAUUAACAAACACAUCAAAAGAAUGGAGCUUGCAAGGGCCCUGAGAAACAAACAUCUUUCUCCAUACCUUGAAAGGAUCAGGAGCGCCACAUCGAUGUCCGGGGCAGAGCAGGAUUCCCCAGGAACAGACAAGUCCAGUAAGCAGGGAGAGAGUGAUGACAGGGAUAGCAGUGACAAAACCUGUUACAGAGAGAAAGGGAAGGCCAAGUUAGAACCCACCAAAGCACGAGAAGUCGCCUUGAACGUGGUUUUCAAGUCCGAGGAAUCCAAAAGUUGUGUAGUAUGCCAUCGGAAUGAUCGGAAACCCUUCCUCCCUGGGAAGAGACCGGAGCGACAUAUCACGGGCUUCACAAACAGAAACCUCUUCCCUAUCACUAACUUCCCUGGAGACCUGAUGCUCAUGAACCAGGAUUUUAGAUCCAAGGGAAUCCACCCGAAUGACGCCAUUAAAAUCUACUGGCUGCCGGAAGAUGAUCACUGCAAUGAACACAAGCAAAGGCCUGCUUACAGCCCACAGUGA
Molecule: messenger RNA, 1047 nt
Organism: Rattus rattus (black rat)
Lineage: Eukaryota; Metazoa; Chordata; Mammalia; Rodentia; Muridae
Gene: C2H10orf120
Product: chromosome 2 C10orf120 homolog
Exons: 3
Coding region: 19-1047 (342 amino acids)
Source: RefSeq, a predicted model, not a curated record